AACAAUCUAGAGAUGGAGUUCUUCUCUGACUACGGCGACGCCAACAGAUUCAAAAUCCAAGAAGUAAUCAGAAAAGGCAGCUACGGAGUUGUUUGCUCAGCCAUUGACACCCUAACAGGUGAGAAAGUGGCCAUCAAGAAAAUACACGAUAUCUUCGAGCAUAUCUCUGAUGCUGCGAGGAUUCUCCGCGAGAUAAAACUCCUCAGGCUCCUAAGACAUCCAGAUAUAGUCGAGAUCAAGCACAUCAUGCUCCCUCCUUCGAGAAGAGAGUUCAAAGAUAUCUACGUUGUCUUCGAGCUCAUGGAGUCUGACCUUCAUCAAGUUAUUAAAGCUAACGAUGAUUUGACUGGAGAGCAUUACCAGUUUUUCCUUUAUCAGUUAUUGCGUGCACUCAAGUACAUUCACACAGCUAAUGUCUACCACCGAGAUCUAAAGCCAAAGAACAUAUUGGCAAACGCAAACUGUAAACUCAAGAUUUGUGAUUUUGGAUUGGCAAGGGUUGCAUUCAAUGAUACUCCCACAACAAUCAUCUGGACAGACUAUGUUGCUACAAGAUGGUAUAGAGCUCCAGAGCUUUGUGGAUCUUUCUACUCUAAGUAUACACCAGCGAUUGACAUGUGGAGUAUAUGCUGCAUUUUUGCGGAAGUGUUGAUGGGAAAGCCACUUUUCCCUGGAAAGAAUGUGGUUCACCAACUGGAUCUUAUGACUGAUCUGCUAGGGACACCUUCUCUAGACACCAUCUCCCGGGUAAGGAAUGAGAAGGCAAGGAGGUACUUAACAAGCAUGAAGAAAAAGCCACCCAUUCCGUUUACUCAGAAAUUUCCAAACGCAGAUCCUUUGUCUUUGAAGCUCCUUGAGAGGCUUCUUGCUUUUGAUCCCAAAGACCGGCCAACUGUUGCAGAGGCACUUGCUGAUCCAUAUUUCAAGGGAUUGGCAAAAGUGGAGAGGGAGCCUUCAUGUCAACCCAUCACCAAGAUGGAGUUUGAAUUCGAGAGAAGAAAAGUCACAAAAGAAGAUAUCAGAGAGCUAAUAUCUAGGGAGAUACUUGAGUACCAUCCUCAGCUGUUAAAAGAUCACAUGAACGGCGCUGAUAAAACCAACUUUCUCUAUCCAAGUGCUGUUGAUCAAUUUAGGAGACAGUUUGCACAUCUUGAAGAAAACAGCGGGAAAACCGGCCCUGUGGCACCUCUAGAACGGAAACACGCCUCUCUUCCCAGAUCAACGGUUAUACACUCAACCGCAGUUGCAAGAAACACAUUGAACCCUGAAACUACUCCAAACAUUCCUCUUAAUCACCAUACAACAUCACAAGCACCUCAAAGAAACCUCUCGGGUACUCUUCAAGCAGCUGCCAAACCAAGCACAUUCAUGGGCCCCGUGGCACCUUUUGACAAUGGCAGAGAAGCAUAUGACCCGAGAUCAUUCAUCCGCAGCACUGCUCUCCCUUUUCAGCAACAGUCUAUCACCAUGGGAAAGCAACAAGAGAGGAGAACAACAACAACCAUGGAGUCUGAGAAGCAAGCAAGACAGAUAUCUCAGUACAACAGAUACGUCGCACCAGACGUGGCCAUCAACAUAGAUAACAACCCUUUUAUCUUGGCUCGGACCGGAUUGCACAAGGCUGAAAACAUGAGUGACAGGAUCAUAAUCGAUACAAAUCUUUUACAGGCGACCGCUGGAAUAGGAGUUGCAGCUGCGGCUGCAGCAGCUGCUCCUGGUGGUUCUGCUCACCGGAAAGUUGGAGCUGUUCGUUACGGCAUGUCAAACAUAUACUAAAGCGGGCUUUGAUCACAAUAUAAAUAAAUGGAUGUUAUAUAAUCUGGCAUAUAGAAACGACAGGCAAGGUUCUGAUUUUCUGACGUUUUAAUAGAACCGACGGCUACAGAAGAUGCAUCAGAGUGUACUAUGGAUUGCGCAUGAUGAUGAUGAUGGCGAUGAUG
This is a messenger RNA of Raphanus sativus (radish), 1940 nucleotides long. Its product is annotated as mitogen-activated protein kinase 20-like. The record is from RefSeq and is a predicted model, not a curated record. Gene Ontology annotation, biological process: protein phosphorylation; intracellular signal transduction. Gene Ontology annotation, molecular function: ATP binding; MAP kinase activity. NCBI's taxonomy places the organism in Eukaryota, Viridiplantae, Streptophyta, Magnoliopsida, Brassicales, Brassicaceae. Gene Ontology annotation, cellular component: nucleus; cytoplasm.